UGGCUUCUACCCAAGAAGGGUACAGAGUUCAGCAAUACAGAAUUUCAGUCUGUGGAUGAGACCUCUGAGCAUUUAAGUAAACACAGCCUUCAGUUUUUCCAGAAAAUACGUUUUUCCCCAGAUACCUGUACAUACAAAUUCCAGCAGAACCUGCUCUCCCCCUCCUCUCCCACCACCAGGGUUGUGGUAAAUUAAGAGUUAAAUUGCUGCUGUAAAGCAAUUUAAUCUGUGUUGGGCAGAGGCUGAAACUGAGUCAUGUGUGCAUAUUUGGAUACGUCACACCCUCUUGCUAGUAGACAAAGAACAAACUAGAUCCUCACCAUAAAUCUCAUGCCUACAGGAUGCUUCUGGACAACAGAUCAAUUACUCUUUAGGCCCUUACAGAAGGAAGAAUAUCCUCUCAAAAAUACCUUGAGAUGAACUAAAACAGCAAUACUUUUUUUUUUUUUUUUUUUUUUUUUUUUUAAUUAUACACAUAUCCGGAUUUAGCUACUACGAUGAAGAUACUGGCUUUCGCUGGACUUCUCUCUCUUACCUCAAGUCUUUUUACUACAGCUUUAGAUUCUUCACUGAAUGGCUCCGCGAUUAAAACCGUGUCUCUUAUCAAGACUUUCCGUGGAAUUUCAGCAAGAGACUAUGAUUACAUCCCCCCUCAUGCUAUAGAAGGGGAAACAAGGACCAUCCAUAUCAAGGAAAACAAAAGCUCUUCAAAAAAGUCCAAUGACUCCACUUUAACAGAAGUGAACAACACCACGUUGGCGUACCUGACAAGUUCUCUGAGCACCAAGCUGAUACCCACUGUCUACCUCAGUGCUGUUUUAUUGGGUGUACCAUCUAAUGCCAUCAUCUUGUGGAUGCUGAUCUUCAGGAUCCGGUCUGUGUGCACUGCCAUCCUCUACACAAACUUGGCUAUUUCGGAUCUGCUCUUCUGCAUCAUGCUGCCAUUCAAGAUAGCUUACCACAUCAAUGGGAACAACUGGAUUUUUGGAGAAAUGAUGUGCCGAACCACAACUGUGGUGUUUUAUGGCAACAUGUACUGCUCUAUUUUGCUGCUCACAUGCAUCAGUGUCAGUCGCUAUGUGGCCAUCGUUCACCCUUUCACCUACAAGAGCCUGCCAAAACGUACUUAUGCCACCACAGUCUGUGCUACUGUGUGGACCAUCGUUUUCUUGUACAUGCUCCCACUUUGCAUAAUGCAGCAGAGCUAUUAUGUGAAACAACUGGGAAUUUAUACGUGCCAUGAUGUGCACAAUGCCUGUGAAACUAUAUCUUCCUUCCAGUUUUACUACUAUGCUUCUUUAGCUAUCUUUGGAUUUUUAAUACCUCUUGCAAUCAUAAUUUUCUGCUAUGUCUCAAUCAUACGAACACUCAAAACACAUGAAUGGUUCUGGUAUGUUAAAGUCAGUCUUCUGAUCCUUGCCAUCUUUACUAUUUGCUUUGUACCAAGCAAUAUUAUUCUAAUUAUCCAUCAUAUCAAUUAUUACUAUUAUAACACAGAUGAGUUGUAUUCUUUUUAUCUAAUUGCUUUAUGUCUUAGCAGCUUAAACAGUUGUCUUGAUCCUUUUCUUUAUUUUCUGAUGUCCAAAAUCAGAAGUCAAUCCAAUAUUUACCUAACUAUGGUUAAAAUAUCCAGGGAAGCAUGAAUUUGUUUCUAUAUUUUUGGAAUUAUGAUUUUGUAUAGUACUAACCCAGGUAGCAAUAAACCUCAGAUGUAACAAUUAAACCUAAAAAAAAAAAAAUUAAGGAUGAUAAACAAACCAUGACCUCAGUAAAAUUUACUUCUUUCCAAACACCACACAAAGAAGCAUUUUCAGAAAUACUCUUCUCCAACUCUGAUUUUAUCAUGUGCGUUACAAUGUCUGGUGUACCAAGAUUCAAGGAAGUGGCUGAGCAUCUCCAUUUUCUUCUGAGAAGAUCACUUUCACGACCAUGAAGAAGAAACUAGAGUAACAGUCACCACAGCCUCUGAACAGAAGAAGAAUCCAUAUCUGAACAGCACUUUUAGGUCCAUUCAUUACUUCCAAAGACUUCAUAUGAUCUCUGUGCUCACAUUCACUGCAGGAACAGUGAAGUGAACAUGAUGUUUUCGUCUGGUGGGAACAUGGACAAGUAAAAGCACUUUCUAGGUGUUCAGGGGCUAUAGAACUCUGCAGAAGCUCCCUGUCACACAACCAAGAGCAAAUCUGCACUGGAUGUUAAAAAUAAGGAGCUGGAAUCCCAUUCAGUUGGAAGAGCAAUGAAACUACAGCUACAGACAAGGAACCUGACACACUUCCAAGAAAGCAUCUCCUCUGAGGCUGCUCAACCAGCUUUGCUCUGGAGACUUGUUCUUCCACUGUGUCAGCACCUGUACUCCUAUAAUCCACAAGGACAGCUGGAAGCUAACCCUUAUCAGUGUGAAUCCAGGCAAGUUUUAUUCUUGCUUGGUAAGCAAGACAGGGAAGUUAUAUUGUAGUAUUUUGUAUAUUUCCACAUCCUCACAGGAAAUACUUAGUGUUACAAAUCCUUAAGGAAGUUAUGAUUAAUUGUCCACAUUAAUAAAGCAAAUAAUUAACUUGACAUUUACAGAAACUCAAGAUCUUCCUAUACUGAGUACAAGUUCCUAUAAACAAGCUCAGUUGUUGGUGUACAUGUUUGGAACUGAACCAUGUAAGACAGUGAUGAGAAAAAAAAGUGUUUUACAACUGAUAAUAGUAUUGUAAGAAACUUUACUCAAAAAUAAAAUCAUUUGCAGGGGAAAAUAGAAAUUGACUCCAA
Molecule: messenger RNA, 2757 nt
Organism: Oxyura jamaicensis (ruddy duck)
Lineage: Eukaryota; Metazoa; Chordata; Aves; Anseriformes; Anatidae
Gene: F2RL2
Product: coagulation factor II thrombin receptor like 2
Exons: 2
Coding region: 498-1643 (381 amino acids)
Biological process (GO): phospholipase C-activating G protein-coupled receptor signaling pathway; thrombin-activated receptor signaling pathway; positive regulation of Rho protein signal transduction
Cellular component (GO): membrane
Molecular function (GO): thrombin-activated receptor activity
Source: RefSeq, a predicted model, not a curated record